AAAUUACAACGUUUUACACAAAAAUAAGAUAUACGUAGUUAGUCAGUCAGUGAGAUAACAUUUUUUAAAAAGAAAACUAUUUUAUAAAUACUUGAUAUUCUGAAGUUAACAGUAAACAAAUACCACUUAGAGAGUAAUCAUAGGCAUCACUGUCACUUACAAACAUUCUUUGUGUUUGUUCAGCAAUAACAAUAACAUAAUUGUUUUUUUCUUGUUUAGUUAAAAAUUUAAUACUAAUAACAACAAGACUACUACAACCAGCAGCUCAGCAACAGCCAUAUCUGUAGUCACAACCAACAACAUAACUACAACAACUUCCAACAACAACACUAAAGGUCCUAGAUUCAUGGAUGAGCUAUUCAGUCAAGCUGUACGACAUAUUGAAACUGAAAUAUUUGAUCUCAGGAGUCCCAUGCAUGUAGGAGGCCCAAUAACGCAAGAAUUUGAACAAAUUUUUAUGAACAAUAUUUUGGCAAGUGACUCCAUUCUCAUUGAGCUGGAGAACAUUUCUCCACCACCACUUCCAGCCAAUGAAGAUGAACCACAACCACAACCUGAACCCCAAAAAAUUGAAGUCUUAUCCAACAUAAAGAUCCAUCCCCCAAGAGCGCGAGCAACAAAAGACCUCACCUUCGUUCAACAAGAGGUUGAAACUGAUGAGGUUGAGGGUGAAGAUGAAGAUAAGAACAAUGAGGAAGAGGAUGAACAAUUGCAGCAAAUGUUGGAGACAACUAAAGCACCAUACAGUUGUUCGGUUGAGGAGGAGGUGCGGGAGCUGAAGAGGCGGCUAGAAGAACGAAAAGAAAUUUUGGCCAAUAAACGAAUGUUGGCGGAAUCCAUUUUAAACAAGCUAUGUCAAGAAGAGGUGGGAUUUAAAAAAAAGCCUCAACCAAGUUAGGAGGAAGAGGAGAGCAAUAAGCUCUCUCCUCAAAUCCCAAAUUGAGGAAGAAAAUAAAUGUAGGUCAAUUUUAUUAAAUAUUAAGGUGUAGAUAGAUAGAUGUAGGUUCAUAUUAUACAGGGUGUAAAUUUUAAAACUGGCAAUCGGCAAUAUAUCUAGAACUAAAAAAGUUAUUCAGAAUCACUCAACAACGUUUCGGGAGAUCCUAGGGGGAAUCAAAAUGGCAUGGUGAGUGUCACUCCUCCACCCACCCUUGAAGCCACAGCCACCUUAAGCUGAUAAAUUUGAAUAGCACGACCCUACUUAUGGAUACAGCUUUGGAAAGCCCAUUUGCUAAAGCCGUUUUUAUUCAAAAACGAGGACAUUAAGUUUACAUUUUUUUUAUUAUAUUCAUAGGUGGGUGAAGGUGCGUCACUUACCAUGUUACUUGUUAAUGUUUACGUUGUUCUUAAAACCACUUCUCCUCCCUACCUUUGUGAUAAGCUAUUAUGUAGGUAUAAUUUUCAUAUCGUUAAGAUACGUCAUACUGAUGUUCGGUCUAUGCCUCGUUUCCGAACUAGUUUGUUUACAAGAUCUUUUACCUUUAAUGAUGUCAAAUUAUAUAAUUCUGUACCUUCUGCAUUUAAAUCAAAAUCAGUAAGCAAUUUUAAGAAGCUUAUUAAGGUAUAUUUAUUACUAUCAGCUUAAUACAUAAUUUUGUUUAUUGCUUAUUUUUAUUUGUGUCCUUGUUUGAAUUGAAUGUGUUAAUUGGUGUGUUAAUUUAUUUUAGUGUUAAUUUCAACGGAAUAUAUGUUUAUUUUAGUAAUUAAGUUUAUUGUAAUUGCUUCUGCUAGGGUUAAGUGGAGUAGCCUCAGCUAGUCUUCGCCAUAGCAGAAUGCCAAUGUGUAUCAACCCUGUAUUUAAUUAAUAAAGGCAUUUUUAUUA
Messenger RNA from Tribolium madens (black flour beetle), 1822 nucleotides. RefSeq lists its product as uncharacterized. The record is from RefSeq and is a predicted model, not a curated record. The transcript has 3 exons. NCBI's taxonomy places the organism in Eukaryota, Metazoa, Arthropoda, Insecta, Coleoptera, Tenebrionidae. The coding region runs from base 347 to 898 and encodes 183 amino acids.